Saccostrea cuccullata (small rock oyster) is the source of this 1928-nucleotide messenger RNA. RefSeq names its product transient receptor potential cation channel subfamily M member 1-like. The transcript is spliced from 12 exons. The coding region runs from base 50 to 1852 and encodes 600 amino acids. Gene Ontology annotation, cellular component: plasma membrane. NCBI's taxonomy places the organism in Eukaryota, Metazoa, Mollusca, Bivalvia, Ostreida, Ostreidae. Gene Ontology annotation, biological process: monoatomic cation transmembrane transport; metal ion transport. Gene Ontology annotation, molecular function: monoatomic cation channel activity. The record is from RefSeq and is a predicted model, not a curated record.
AAGCUGUCCGAAGCAUGGACCGAAAGUUAAAGACUGUAACUGCUUAGGAAUGAUGUGGCUGAUGAAGUCUAUUAAUAAAGAAGAGGCCGAGAGAUGUUUCAAAAAGAACGAUGUAAAGAAGGGUGUUCAGGCACCACAGACCAUAUGCAGAGAACUUCUCGAUUACCAAAAAAAAGAAUAUACAUGUCAGAAAAUACUACCAGAGGAAAGCUUUGUGGAAGUACAUUUCCAAGAAAGUAAUCCAGCCAAUUUAGAAGAUAUACUUCUAUGGGCAUUGUAUGCUAACAGGCCUGAAAUCGCAGAAACAGUUUGGCUAAGGGGGAAAACCAACUCAGUAUUGACUGGCUUGGUUUGCUACGAAACAUUACGGAAAUUGUCCGAGGAAGCUGAUAAUGUUAAGGAACAGAAUCUUUCAAAAGACCUGAUGGAACAUGCACAAAUGUUUUACAAAAGAGCAUUAGAAAUACUUGAUUCCAUGUUUGAAACCGACUCCAAAAAGACUCUAAAGGUUCUGGAAGACCCUGUCACAAUCUGGGGAAUAACCAGCAAUCCUUUGACCUUUGCCUACGAAAAUUUCAUGUAUGAGUUCGUGGCAAAGCCGGCCAGUCAGAAGAAUCUUAACAAAACUUGGUACAGCGGUCAAGCACCACAUCUUAUUCCUUGUAUUAAGUCUGUAUUCAAUAAACCAGGCAAAGUAUUGACAUCUCCACUGUCAAAAUACGUCUUCAAAUGUUGUAUGUAUUAUAACAGUUUUUUGUUCUUGACUACGCUGGUCAGUUACAGCGCCUUUGUAACGACAAGUAUUGGUACAACUUAUUACGUCCGAGACAUAGCAAGAAUAUUUGAAUAUUACGUCUAUUUCUGGGGAUUUGGCGAUUUGCUGGAAGAAUUUUUCAGUUGCUUUGGAAUAUUUCACGACUCAGCCAUUGAAGGAAAAUCCUACCGCAGUUACACAACUAUUGUAAAGCGUUACUUAAACAAUUUUUGGAAUCAAGUUGACAUUCUGUCCUAUAACUUGUUGAUCACUGCCCUGUGGGUACGACACUUUUACGAAUCCCAAAUUGAAACCUUCACGAUAUCUCGAAGGGUGUUUUCCCUGUCGUUACUCAUCAUGUAUCUCCGUUUUCUAGAAGCAUUUCUUAUGAUUAGAUCACCGGGUCCUACUUUGAUCAUGAUAAAAGAAAUGCUCAAGGACCUGUUUGGAUUUAUCAUCCUGCUUUUCAUUGUGAUUCUUGGUGUUGGGUUUUACUACCACGCUAAUCUUUGGCCGGACCAUGUAUAUUUCUGGGAGGGAAGGUGGACCGACUGGAGGAUUUGGAAGGUCAUCUGCUAUCCUUAUUGGCAGCUCUACGGAGAAACAUUCAACGAUUUCUUAGAAGGAAAUUCCGGACCCUGUGCCGAGGACUGUACAGUAACUAACUUUACGGUGUCUUCCCACGGCUCUGGAGACAGAUGUCCACAGGAGGACUGGACAGUGGGUGCCGUGUCUGCUCUGUACAUGCUCUUCUCAAACCUGCUGCUUGUUAAUCUGGUCAUUGCUAUGUUCAGCUCUACCUACGAACGAGUGACGGCUAAUGCUGAGAAUCUAUGGCGAUUUCAACGAUACACCGUGAUUAUGAACUACAAAUACAGAGUCCCCUCUCCGGUAAAUUUGGUGUACACGGUGUACAGGAUAUACCGAUGUAUCAAGAGUGGAUCCUGUAGGAAGUAUCGUUUGUGCUGCUGCUGUGCAUACGGGGGACCUAACAAAAACAAGAAAAAAGAGAAGAAAAUAAAGAAACAGGAACUUCGACAAAAAUUCCAGAGAAUAAUGGCGCAUAGAGUGUGUGAUCAACUUCACUUGACGAACUAAAAACAAAUCAAACAUCAGCUGGCAAAUUUUUUAUGUCAUUGUAAACUUUACUGAGAUUCAUUCUCACUAUAGUUUU